AUGGAGCUGAUUUCGUCGGCGGAAGGCCGCUUCGUAACAGAUGGCGUGGCGCAAAAUCUGCGCGCGGAUGGGCGCACGCGGGAAGUCUUCCGCCCAUUCAGCCUAGACACUGGAGUUAUCCCGCAGGCAACCGGGUCGGCGAGGCUGCGGCUGGGCGCCACUCACAUACUGGCGUGUGUGAAGGCGGAGAUAGGGUCGCCAGCAGCAGGGCGGCCGUGGGGUGGGCGUAUAGAGCUGUCUGUGGACUGCUCGCCCACUGCCACGCCUGCCUUCCGGGGUAGAGGAGGCGAGGAGCUGUCUCAGGAGCUGACACGUGUGCUAGAGAGAUCAUUUCUUGGGGGCGCAGAUGGCUCAGGAGCGGCGGUGGAGCUAGGGCAGCUGAUGCUGGUGGAGCGCAAGAGCUGCUGGGUGCUGUACCUGGACGCACUCGUGCUCAACAUGGACGGCAACCUCGUUGACGCCCUCUCCAUCGCCUUCAAGGCGGCGUUGAGCAACAGUGUGCUGCCCAAGGUGGAGGUGGUGAUGGGGGAGGGUGAGGACGGGGAGCCGGAGCUAGAGGUGGUGGAUGACCCCGACGAGGGAGUGCCUCUUGACACCUCCUCCACGCCCAUCAUCGUCACCCUCAAUAGAGUACGUCUGAGGCCGGAUGGGAGGAUUGUGAGUGCGACCAAGGGGGGCAAUGCGGGGGUGCACCCGUCAGUGCUCGCUGAGAUGCUUAACACGUCGCACCGGGUAGCCAUGUCAUUACACCGCCAAGUCGAUUCUGCCAUGGCUGCUGCUGCAGGAUCGACUGAAGCAGCAGGACCCCGAGUUCCGUCGUUCGUGAGAUUUUUAUUAAGCUGGAUCUUUCGAGAUCUUCUCGCCCAACGGUCAACAACACCGUCGUUUGAAUAUUCCGAGAGGCAAUCUCUCCGCGACUUAGACGCCCCUUUGGCCGCUCGCUAUAAUCACGCUCUCGCGGUUGUGGAACAAGAUCAAGGGGAUCCCAAGGUGUACGCGGUGGGCGGGCAGAGCAAGGCAGCGCUGCCCCCAGAUGCCUUCGUGGAGAUCUUCCUCCGCGAGGGCGACGGAUGGACCGUCGGAUCGUCGCCUCCUAUCGCCACAGCGGGCAAGAAGCGUGUUGGUCACGCCACAGCAGUGAUUGACAACACGAUCUUCCUUGUGGGAGGCGAAAAGGAAGGCGUUCCUCAGAACGACAUUCUGGAGUUCCACACAGCGUCUGACACGUGGAAGACGUUUGAGGUGGCGGGCACAGCCCCUCCCCCCUUGGCCUUCCACACUGCCACGCCAGUCAACAAGCGCAUUUAUGUUAUUGGAGGCAAGGGGGACAGUGCAGCAACCACCGAAGUCUAUGUAUACGACCCCAAGUCCCGUGCCUGGUCCAAGCCAGAAGUGCGCGGCACGCCCCCCCCCGCCCGCUACGCACACGCAGCCGCACUCGUCGAGCCUCUCCGCAUCGCAAUCUUCGGAGGCAAGCUCUCCGGCUCAUCAGAGAACACACCCGGCCAGAACCAGGACCAGCAGCAGCAGCAACACAAGGCGUGCUCAGACCUCUGGCUUCUCCAAGUGGACGACUCCAAGCCAGAUGCCAUCACAGUGUCAUGGGGCCAGGCGUCCUCUCAGCCGCCAGCCAUGCCCGUUGUCAUCUGCGGCCCCUCAGGCGUGGGCAAGGGGACUCUGAUUAAUAAGCUGAUGGAGGAGUUCCCUGGCAGGUGCGGGUUUUCCGUGAGCCACACGACGCGGGGGCCGCGGCCGGGGGAGGAGGACGGCGUGCAUUAUAACUUCACGACGCGCGAGGUGAUGGAGAAGGAGAUUGCGGAGGGGCGGUUCCUGGAGAAGGCGGACGUGCAUGGGAACCUGUAUGGAACCAGCGUGGCUGCUGUGAAGAAGGUCACGGAUUCUGGCAAGAUGUGCAUACUGGACAUUGACGUGCAGGGCGCACGGCAGGUGAAGGCGUCCCCGGCAUUGGAUGCUGUGUUCAUCUUUGUGGCGCCACCCUCCUUUGAGGAGCUCGAGCGACGGCUCAGAGGCAGGGGCACGGAGACGGAGGAGCAGGUGGAGAAGAGGCUAGGCAACGCGCGCAAGGAGAUGGAGGCGGGCAAGGACGCCACGCUCUUCAACCACACCAUCAUCAACGACAACCUCGAUGCUGCCUACGCCAAACUCAAGGCACUACUUGGGCUGGGAGCCGCAGCAGAGACGGUGACAGGGGGUGCGGCCUGGCCAGCCCCUCGCUCCCAUGCAGCAGCAGCAGCCGUGGCCUCGCGCAUCAUUCUCCAUGGGGGUCUCUCGUCCCGUGGGGCUCCUCUCUCAGAUCUUCACAUCCUCGAUCUGACAAGCCUGUCCGGCGAGCCCCCAGCAGCAGCAACAGGGGUGCGUUGUGUGCCCACACACUCCAUCCCCACUCCUGCCUCUCCCUCCCUCAUCACCAACAUCCUCACCACACUCGGUCUCUCCGAGCCUCCCAACACGGCCGAGAGAAUCUCGGCCAGGUUCGGGCACCGAGCCGUUGUGGUAGGCCCGGGAGAAGUGCUGUUUGUUGGCGGAGCUGCUUCGGAGGAAGGCUCGGCAACGGCCGGCCUGGCUGAGACGGCGUUGCUCUCACUGAAGGGAUUGUCUGCUGUGCAUUAA
Closterium sp. Yama58-4 is the source of this 2631-nucleotide messenger RNA. The record is from the annotation of a GenBank genome assembly. Lineage: Eukaryota; Viridiplantae; Streptophyta; Zygnematophyceae; Desmidiales; Closteriaceae.